Microcebus murinus (gray mouse lemur) is the source of this 1721-nucleotide messenger RNA. RefSeq names its product N-acetyltransferase 14 (putative) (gene NAT14). The record is from RefSeq and is a predicted model, not a curated record. Lineage: Eukaryota; Metazoa; Chordata; Mammalia; Primates; Cheirogaleidae. Gene Ontology annotation, molecular function: N-acetyltransferase activity.
GAUAUCUUGUUUUGCGUCUUGGGGCCAGCUACUCCUAUGUGGGGCUGUUUCCCUAUCCUUUAAGAAAAGGCGGGGAGGUGUUGGAAUCAGAAUCCAGUUUCUGCCACUUGUUCCUUGCAAGUCACCCCACCCCUGCCCUCAUCUGAAAAAUGGGUAGGGGGAGAGCCUUGUCCUGAAGCGCACUGCCAGCUCGGGGCCCCGUGGGUGGAGGCGGAGGGCUCUAGGGACUGGGGCGUGUUGUUCGUGGGCUCAGAGCGCUGAGCUCCGCUCCGGGUUCCUCCCGCGAGGCCUCGGCGCCAAUGAGAAUCGAUGUGCUCGAAUCUCCGCCCCUCCCCGCGCUCAGGUUGCUUAGCAACGAGGGAACGACGGACCCGGAGCCUGAGCUAACCCUCCGCGGGCCGGGUGCACCACACCAGCUCCCUUCUGGGGGCGGGGGCGUGGGGGCUGCCAUGGCCCCCAGCCACCUGUCAGUGCGGGAGAUGAGGGAAGAUGAGAGGCCCCUGGUGCUGGAGAUGCUGAAGGCCGGCGUGAAGGACACGGAAAACCGCGUGGCGCUCCAUGCUCUGACUCGGCCACCAGCCCUGCUCCUCCUGGCAGCAGCCAGCAGUGGCCUACGCUUCGUUCUGGCCUCCUUCGCCCUGGCCCUCCUCCUACCCGUGUUCCUGGCUGUGGCGGCUGUAAAGCUGGGCCUACGGGCCCGGUGGGGCUCGCUGCCUCCACCAGGCGGCCUCGGGGGCCCCUGGGUGGCCGUGCGUGGCUCUGGCGAUGUGUGUGGGAUCCUGGCCCUGGCCCCUGGCACGAACGUGGGGGACGGGGCCCGGGUCACCCGCCUCUCUGUCUCUCGCUGGCACCGCCGCAGGGGCGUGGGAAGGAGGCUGCUGGCCUUUGCGGAGUCCCGGGCUCGAGCCUGGGCUGGGGGAAUGGGGGAGCCCCGGGCCCGGCUUGUGGUCCCAGUGGCUGUGGCUGCUUGGGGAGUGGCAGGGAUGCUGGAGGGCUGUGGCUACCAGGCCGAGGGGGGCUGGGGCUGCAUGGGCUACACACUGGUGAGGGAGUUCAGCAAAGACCUGUGAGGACUGCGGCCCCUGAGCAAGGGAAGGGAGUGUCCCCUUCCCCACAGCCCCCUGGGAGGGAAGCCAGCACCUGUGUGCCCACAGUGUGCCAGCACUCUCAUGUCCACUUCCUCGGUGAAUCCCCAGCCCCGCCAGGGCCAGGACCAGGAGGCCUGCAGAGGGUAGGAGCCUGACCUCUGUCUGUCCUUCUGAAGUGUGAAGUGUGUAGUGUUUGCAUUUCUCCGAGUGGGUUGAAUCCCUCUUUCCCUUCCUGGCUCUCGGGGCCUGCCAGAAGUCAGCCUGUUCAACCCCCUACCUCAGAUUCUUCCUGCACUGAGAGCCCCCCCACUCUGUCCGUCUGCAGGGGCUGAGCUGUUUGCACUUCAGGCCUGGGAGAGGGGACGAGCGGGGGUGGGGGCUGAGUUAGGAUUUGCACAGAGGCACCCCUAGGGGACACAGCCUCCCUGGGACUGGAGCAGGCUUGGAUACUUGUCCUUGCUGCGGUCUAGUUGACCACUUAGCGAGAGCCGGAGUGGGGGUGGGGCACAGGGCUGCUGGGCCUGGCCUCUCUGGGAAGGUCGGAGCUGAGGGGUAGCCCUGUCCCUUCCUCCAGAGCCAUCUGCGUUUUUACACUGUUUGUUAAUAAAGCCUGAAACUGCGGUGUGCCUGUUU